AUGAGCACACAUGGCUCCGCGGCACUUGCGGAAUGGACGCAACAGAAUGCACAUCCACAUCGUCACGCCUGUCUUGCUUGUGCCCAGGCCAAACAACGCUGCGAUGGUACUGGACUUGCAGACUGCAGUAAUUGUGCCGCCCGUGGUCGUGUCUGCACAUACCGAGACCCUGCGCCAGGAGAAUCUGAGGCACACAGCUUCAACAAUGACGGCCCGCUGGAUGAGUUUGUUGAUCUGAACCCUCUUGACAACGGUGCCAGGUCUGCGACCCUGAUCCCACAGAGUGAUGGUGAUGCUGUGGACUCCCAUGGUCUACUUUCGGGCGACUCGUUACAGAAUCCCGCCAUGGAGAACAUGAAUCUGCCGACUCAGCAGACGACGGCAGCCUUUCCAACGCCAAUUCAUGUCGAGACUCCAGCCAACGACUUUCUGUCGCCUUCGUUCGCGUUUCCAUUUUCUCCCAUCCCGCAAUUAGGUCCGGAUGAUGUGUGGGAUUUCUUCGUAGGCGGCAGCUCUCUGACUGCCUUGCCAACCUCGAUGCAACAGCACAACACUUACAUCGCAUCUCCACCUCCUUCUCUAGACGUGAGAAGCGUGCUGGAACAAGAAAGCCUCACGACCGAGGAAGACGACAUCUUGACUGCCGAAUACAUACCGCACGUUCCACAAGUCGGACCCGAGACCCACGCGCGCAUUCUGCGUUUCGUCAGGAACGAUCUUCCUUCGAGUGAAGCUGAUGCGUUGGCGAGUACAUUCCCAUCUCUGCAGCACUUGGAUGCCUACAUUCAGCUGUACUUUGAGCACUAUCAUCCUCGUAUGCCACUGCUGCACUUGCCCACAUUUCGGCCUUGUCCAGAGGCGUGGCAGCUUGUUCUAGCUGUUGCCUGCAUCGGUUGUCAGUAUUCUUCAGCUGGCGAAAAGUCAAGACACGUGGGUCUGUUACAUCGCCUUGCGCGUCACAUGCUCUCAAGAGAGGUAGGAUUGAUCGUUAGCGGCGACCCACUGAUGGGCAUGCAGUCACUUCUACUCUUCCAACAUGAGCUCUGGUUCGCUGGAGACAACGCAGCAAUUGUGCACUUGCAGCUAUACAGGAAUGUGCUUGCCACGCUUUGCAGGCAACUGCUCUCGCAAGAGGGCACCAUACUGCGCAGCCAGCAAUCGGCCGAUGAUACAAGUGAUCCUUGGCUGCAAUGGAUUCAGAGCGAGUCGAAACGUCGUGUGCUCUACUUUGCUUGGAUAACGGAGUGCUUGCAAUCAGUCUUCUUCAUGCUACCCACGCUGCUUUCUAUGCACGAAUUACACCUGCCAUUGCCCAGCCACGAGUCUCAUUGGCAAGCGAACCAAUCGCAAUGGCAAUCACUUCCUCCCGCACAGAGUCCGCGAUCAUUGUGUGCGGUACUCGCUCAAAUCGGAAUCGAAGGCACGCUGCAGGAAGACGUCGGUCCUUCGGCGCAGCUGGCAUUGUUGCUUUCCACCUCCGUUCAGCUAAAUCAAACGCAGAACCUCGAGCGAGCGAUGGGCAUAGGAAUCGGUCAGAUAUCCGCCGACAGCACCACGCCUGCUGCCGGAAGUAUGGCAGAUAUUCAACGAAGAGCUUUCAACACAAUGUCGCAACUGGAUUUUGCUGAGCCUUUGAACCCCGCAAAAGCAGCCACGAUCUCAAGCGAUUACAGUAUAAUGGUCAGGAUCAUCCGGAUCCUGGAUUUCACACCUCUCAGGACUUUGUGUCGGGCCACCAGAUGGCAAACGACAGAGUACGGUGCCAGUGAAGCUCGCAGGCAACUUUGUGAUACGUUCAGAGAAAAUGGCAAACGAGCAAACGAUUGUGUUUUCGAGGCCUCGCAAUUGUUUCAGUACUUCCGGACCAUCAAAGCUCUCAGCCACAUCGACACAAUGUGUCUGUUGAUAUGCGUACUGUACAUCUACGUGUAUAUUGAGCUUGGGCUGCGCUCUUCGUCGUCAACAAUACCACAGCAAGAUGGAGCGAGGCCCAGCAGAAUCAUCAGGCUCGAUCAGCCGGAUCCUGAUGAUGAGAGAGAGGACUGGCUCAGUGGACGGCACGACUGCCAACCACACCUCGCCGGCAUUGGUCUGCUUGAUGCAGAGCGGAGCUCGGCACGGCUGUUCAAGGAAGCAUCGCGUAUCAUGGCAAACAGUGCUACAACAUCCCGGCUCGCCAUGGCAUUAUCUUCCAUAAUGAAUACACAUGCGGUAGGCGGGAUCCCGAAGUUCCAGGAAGAUCAGUAA
Messenger RNA from Cercospora beticola, 2247 nucleotides. Its product is annotated as Zn(II)2Cys6 transcription factor. Gene Ontology annotation, biological process: regulation of transcription by RNA polymerase II; DNA-templated transcription. The record is from RefSeq and is a predicted model, not a curated record. Gene Ontology annotation, cellular component: chromatin. Gene Ontology annotation, molecular function: zinc ion binding; DNA-binding transcription factor activity, RNA polymerase II-specific; RNA polymerase II cis-regulatory region sequence-specific DNA binding. NCBI's taxonomy places the organism in Eukaryota, Fungi, Ascomycota, Dothideomycetes, Mycosphaerellales, Mycosphaerellaceae.